AUGGGGGCUGGAGCGAGCGCAGAGGAGAAACACUCCAGAGAGCUGGAGAAGAAGCUGAAGGAGGAUGCCGACAAGGAUGCAAGAACUGUCAAGCUGCUGCUGCUAGCUUCAUCACCUUCCCAUGACCACGUAGGUGCUGGUGAAUCAGGAAAAAGCACUAUCGUCAAACAAAUGAAAAUUAUCCACAAAGAUGGUUACUCACUUGAAGAAUGCUUGGAGUUCAUUACGAUCAUUUACAGCAACACCCUGCAGUCCAUCAUGGCUAUUGUGAAGGCCAUGAACACUCUCAACAUUAACUAUGGCCACUCUGAUCAGCAGGAUGAUGCCAGGAAACUCAUGCAUCUUGCAGAUACCAUUGAGGAAGGCACCAUGCCUAAGGAGCUGUCAGAGAUUAUUCUGCGCUUGUGGAAGGACACCGGCAUACAGGCGUGCUUUGACAGGGCCUCGGAGUACCAACUCAACGACUCAGCUGGAUAUUACCUGAAUGACUUGGAGCGACUGAUCCAACCAGGCUACGUGCCCACUGAGCAGGAUGUGCUGCGAUCAAGAGUGAAGACCACUGGUAUCAUCGAGACCCAGUUUUCUUUCAAGGAUCUCCAUUUCAGGUGAAUCAGCAUGAUGUUUUAUCACGAGGAUAGCACCAGUAACCCUUUCAUCACAGUUCCUACUGUGCUGGAUUUCAAUCAUAAUAAAGAUAACAUACUUCUGUUUCCAUGCAGAAUGUUUGAUGUGGGCGGCCAGAGAUCAGAGAGGAAGAAGUGGAUCCAUUGUUUCGAAGGUGUGACCUGCAUCAUUUUCAUUGCCGCUUUGAGCGCCUACGACAUGGUGCUGGUGGAGGAUGAUGAAGUGAAUCGAAUGCACGAAAGUCUGCACUUGUUCAACAGUAUCUGCAACCACCGCUACUUCGCCACCACCUCCAUUGUACUCUUCCUCAACAAGAAAGAUGUGUUCGUUGAAAAGAUCAAGAAAGCUCACCUCAGCAUGUGCUUCCCUGAAUACGACGGCCCCAACACUUACGAGGAUGCUGGUAACUACAUCAAAGUGCAGUUCUUGGACCUGAACAUGCGCCGAGAUGUAAAAGAAAUCUACUCUCACAUGACCUGCGCUACAGACACAGAGAACGUCAAGUUUGUGUUUGAUGCCGUAACAGACAUCAUCAUCAAAGAAAACCUGAAAGAUUGUGGUCUCUUCUAAGAGCCACGCUGAGACGUCUAAUGAAGGGUGAUGUUGUAGCCCUGUUACAUUCCACAAAUCCCUUCUCAAUUCAAAUGGAGGAUGAACAAAGAUGAAAACCAUCCCUUAAAACAGCCAUCCUCAAACCGGCGAACGCAAAAAAUAAAAAAUGAAAUUUGUUGUGUUCAAAACUGAGUUUUAGCUUUGACCAAAGACUUCAGGUCAACUGAGACCAGAAGACAGCUCUUAAAGUCAGAAAAUCCUGUGCAGAUUUCAGACGAGUAAAAUUUUAGUCAAGCUAACUUUUCUCUUGCGUCUCUUGAACUCUUUUCAGAGGGCUAUGCAAUCUGUAGUUAAGACACCAAAAGCUUCUGUCAGCAUAAAGUGAAAUUCUUCUGAAUUGUACUAAUGUGAAUAGAUGAAAUAUUGUCUCUUUGCUCCAAUAACCGGUUGGUAUUUAGCCAAAAAAAAAAGAAAAAAAAAACCAAUCAUCUCACCACCUGCAAACGCACUUCAACUCAAGUUAAAAAUUAAAGAUUUAAAAAGAACCUGACACUAGAAAGGGUUUUACAUACAAAUGCUUCAGAACAGUUUGAGACCGUUCAGUUGGGUAACAAACUGAAUAUUUAUGGAAACUUUUAGAAAGAGUAACUUUUUGCAAUAGUUGAGAAGGGUCAAUGUAUAUAAUUAAACUGCUUUCCAUUGGACAGUUCAUGACGUGUGGUGAUACCAUGUGGAUCUGUAACACUGUUGAGUGGCAAAUGUAAUAUACUUACAAAAACCCUUGUCUAAAAAAGUAAAGUGAAUCUACAGGCCUUUGAGGUGACUAUCCUGUACAGAAACCAAUGAUUGUAAACCUUGACUUAAACCUAUUAAAGCUUCUGUAGAAAACUGA
Molecule: messenger RNA, 2068 nt
Organism: Scatophagus argus
Lineage: Eukaryota; Metazoa; Chordata; Actinopteri; Scatophagidae
Gene: gnat1
Product: guanine nucleotide binding protein (G protein), alpha transducing activity polypeptide 1
Exons: 9
Biological process (GO): adenylate cyclase-modulating G protein-coupled receptor signaling pathway
Cellular component (GO): heterotrimeric G-protein complex
Molecular function (GO): G-protein beta/gamma-subunit complex binding; GTP binding; GTPase activity
Source: RefSeq, a predicted model, not a curated record